Nerophis ophidion (straightnose pipefish) is the source of this 1463-nucleotide messenger RNA. RefSeq lists its product as uncharacterized. The transcript is spliced from 6 exons. Lineage: Eukaryota; Metazoa; Chordata; Actinopteri; Syngnathiformes; Syngnathidae. The record is from RefSeq and is a predicted model, not a curated record. Bases 1 to 1035 code for a protein of 344 amino acids.
AUGCUUAAUCUAGAAUGCAAGAAGCUUGGUAAAGAGACCACUGUUGGUGCGAUUACUCAUGAAUGUACGUUUGUAAGAAAUAAAAGAUUGCCCUUGUCCUGGAGCUCCAUGCAAGAGUUCACCUGGAGGGGUAAGGAUGAUUCCAAGAAAGUCUCUCCGUGGUUCUCAGUGUCUUUUCCCGUGUCCCCGCAGAACUCUCCGUCACCUGCAAACCAGCAGGAAGCGUCAGGCAUCCGCUUUCGGAAGGGGGGGAUAGUACUGGUGGCUGUGCUGGUGUGGGGGCGCAGCGGCACCCAGACAGGCAAACACCUUCCAGACCUAUACCAUCAGUCUUUCAUUUUAGUACUGGUGGCUGUGCUAAUGUGCACCCGUACCCAGGCUGGCCCCCUCAUCUCCACCCGCUCCCAGCCUGGCCCUGACCUCCGCCCCUCGGCCGGCAGCCCUGACCGCUGCCCCUCGGCCUGCAGCGCCGACUUCAGCACCUCGGCCAGCUCCUCAGCUGCUCUCCUCGUCUCCGUCUCCAAUGACGCCUGCCGCUUCCACGCCGCCGAUGACGUCCGCCUAUUCCUCUACGCCUCAGACGACGUCUUCUGCUGCUUCCACGCCUCCGACGUCACCUCCUCGUUUCUGGCGAGAUGCGCCACGGCGCCAUUCGUGUCCGCCUCCACGACGGCCAAGAUGGUGGCUGUUCCUUGGUCGCCCGCCUCGCCGGCCUCAGCGACGUUCUACUCGCCGCCGCCACCAGACUCGUCCCCGGUGGAUUCGGGGACACCUGGGCUGGCGACCCACCACCAGUUCGCCCCUCCACCCUCCCUUGACUUUUGUUCCUGUUUUUGGGGGGGGGGGUUCGACCUCCAGGACAUCUGGAAUCUGUCCAUAGAGGGGGGAUACUGUUGCGUCACAUUCGGUCUGCAUCUUCCUCCGCUGCGGUUCCACCCAGAGGGCCCGCUGACAGCGCACCCGGACACGCCCCCGCGCUCGUCAAGUGGACCGCGCCCACUCUCCGCCGCAGCUGGCCGCAGUCCACACCUGUGACUGAUGACGUGAGCUGCUUAAAGGACCAGUGGACCCAGGGAUCCUGGCGGGAACUUAGUUCUCUGUUGAAGUACAAACUCUCCGUCACCUGCAAAGUGAGCUGUGCCUCUCACUCUUCCCCGGAUCUCCUUCGUCCUCGGGUUGCUUCCUUCGUCCCUCGACUCCUCGCUUCCUUGCACGGACUACCCUGCCUGUCUUGCCCUUAUUGGACUGCAUCGCGUCUCUCAACACGCACCUCCAACACUUUGGUAAGACAUUCCAGUUAACUUACACACAUAGCCUCACACCACAUACACUUUUGAAUCUAUAGUUCACAUUCCAUUCUCUUAGUUCGUUUUCUAUUGUUUGAUUAUUAUAGAUAUGUGAUUUAACAUUUAUAUAUAUAUAUUAAAUCUCUGUACACUACUGCCACCUGGUGUCCGUUUGCC